AUGGGUGGCUCGGCAGAGCACCAGCGCCUGCAGGGCUUGACACCGUAUUUGCCCGAUAGCUGUUUUGAGCUGCUAGCUCCUGAGUUCGCCCCAAUGGUGGCCAAGGGGUUCAAGGAUGGGCCUGUGGCGAGCGACUGUGAGUCUUUGGGGGCAAAGUGGGAUGAGUUUCCAAUCCUUCGCCAACGCGCACGCGACGGCAAGAAGCUCGUGCUGGACGUGACGGGGCAAGCGGAGGUGCAAGCAAGCAGCGAGAACCUCAAGCUCAACUCUGAGGUGCUCGAAGCCGUCCUCUCUCACAUGCUUUCUCGUGGGCGGGUUGGAGCAGACCCGAUCGGGCACCUUUGGCGCAUGGCCUUCUCGUUUUACACGUUCAACAAGCAGCUCUACACGAGCGUCAGUGAGAAAGGCUUGAAGGAUUCCGAAGCUACCAAGCUGUUCGACAUGCUGAAAGCCUCGUACCAAAAGCGGCUUGAGGACUUGCAGAAGGGCACGGAUGUUGGCGCGGGAGGUGAGGGUGAUGACAACCAGGCUGCUGAUGAAGGCGCCGCUGAGCAUUGUGGUGCUGAGCCUGAUGCCGAGGAGCGCCCUGCUGCUGAGGAGCGCCCUGAUGCUGAGGAGCGCCCUGAUGCUGAGCACCCGGAUGCUGACAAGCAAGCUGGCGGCACGCGUGAGGGGCAGCAAAUGGGAGAGGAAGCUGAGCUGUUGCCCAAAGAGCCUCAAGCAUCUUCACGGGCUUUAACUCCGGCUUUGCCUCCUGCAACUUCAGACCAGCGCGUGAAGCCAAGCGACGGUGCGACUGCCUUGAGCAGCUCCGCAUCCUCAAGCUCAGACCCGGCUAAACUACUGGCGGCCUACAAGGAGAAGCUACGCGAGGCUGAAGAAAAGCUACGCAAACUGCAGGCUACGCGUGGUGACGAGCAGCGCCUGGGCUGGAAUUUGUCACGAGACGCUGCGGAGGGCACAGCGCCAGAUGUCCAGUGCGGCUACAAGCUUAACCCGGACGAAAUGGACGUGCUUGUCAUCGAGGAUUCGCAGGAGGACAGUGUGGACGAGUGCAAAGACACAGGGGCGGAGAAGGAUCCCUACUGUGCGGAGGAGCUCUUUGACAAGCUGGAGGUGGAGCUGAGCGGCUUGCAGGUGGAGCACGGUGGCACACAGGCGGAGACGGGGGAGGAGGUGGCGGAGAAGGAUCCCUACGGCACGCAUGUGGAGCAGCUAGACUUGGUGGAGAAGGAGCUCUUUGGCAAGGCGGCGCAGGAGCUCAGCAACACGCAGGGCGGGCUGCGCGGGAUAGACGUGGAGCUGGUGGAGAGGGAGCUCUACAGCACGCAGGUGAAGGAGCUCAAUGCGCGGCUGGAGAAAGAGGUCUUUGACAAGCAGGUGGAGCUCAGCAGCAUCCAGGCGGAGGAGGAGCUCAACCCGCAGGUGGCCAAGGACAUCUUGGUGGGCGGCGCGCAGGCAGAGCUUUUUUCCAUCAAGGACGAGCUCAACGCACAGGUGGGUAAGGACAGCUUCGUGGACGGCACGCAGGCGGAGCUCUUUACCAAGCAGACAGAGCAGGUGGCCAAGGACAGCUUCGUGGGCGGCGAGCUCAGCACGCAUGUGGACAAGGGCAGCUUCAUGGGCGACGUGCGCUCUACCAAGCAGACGGAGGAGGCCAACGUGCAGGUCGACGUGAGCGGCACGCAGGUGGAACUUUCUGGCAGGGAGGAGCUCAAUGCGCAGAUCAACAAGGACAACUUCAUGGGCAGCCCGCAGGUGGAACUGUCACCCAAGCAGAAACGGAAUGGGCAGACGGACAAGGACAUCUUUGCGGGCGGGACGUACAUGGAACUCUUUACCAAGGAGGAGGAGGUCAUCGCGCAGGUGGACAAGGACAGCUUCGCGGGCGGCAUGCAGGUGGAACUCUCUACCAAGGAGGAGCUUAGCACGCAGGUGGACAAGGACAGCUUCGCGGGCGGCGUGGAACUCUCUACCAAGGAGAAGCUCAACACGCAGCUGGACAAGGACAGCUUUGUGGGCGGCAUGCAUGCGGAGCUCUCUACCAAGCAGGCGCAGGACAGCUUCACGGGUGGUGGCGCGCAGGUGGAGCUCUCCACCAACAAGGAGCUCAAGACGCAGGCGGAGAAGGGCAGCUUCGUUGUCACGCAGAUGAAGGAGCUCGGGGGCAAGAAGGUCCACGUGGAGGUGGAGAAGGGGCUCUUUGACAAGGGGUUGGAGACGCAAGCGGAGAAGCCGGUCAACACGAAGGUGGAGGCGGGCAGCGACGCGGAGGCAGAGGUGGCGAAGGAGAUCUACAGCACAAGCGCGCAGAACAAGCCCGACACUGCUGAGGCGCUGGGCAAUUUCACGACACCGCCCAAGCGCACCCUAAACAAAGACGACCUACCUGCUAUAUCCCCUGCUGAGGAAGUGGUCACCAAAGAUGAGCAGAUGCGACUUGUGGCGGUGGCAAAGGCAAGCGCCAAGGCCAAGGCUGAGACCAAGGCCAAGGCGAAAGCCAAAGCCAAGGCCAAGGCCACUGCAAAAGCGAAAUCCAAAGGCGCAGCUGCAAAGCCUAAGGGGAAGGCGAAGGCAUUGGCGCGCAAGGGUGACUCCGCAGAGGCAGCCACCAACCCCACCCAAGCUGUUGAGAAUGCCCAGAACGGCUCCAAGGCCAGGAAGAGGGCAGCGAAAGCGUCACCUUCUACACAAAACAAGCGUGCAAGAAAGUCGGUCUCCUCUACCACAACGUCUCCUGAGAGCCCACCUACGCUGGAGCCCCCGAGCAAGAAGACACGCAGCUCUGGACCGGUCUCAACGUCAACUGACACAAAGCUGGAGGAGCAGAAAGGCAAGGUUCCUGCCACGUUCGGUGGCAGGGCUCGCCCGGAGGGUGGCUGGGCUUUGGACAAGUACAUCCGCACUUGCCUGGCGUUCAAGGAGCAUGUCGAGCCAGAGCUCCAGGGCAGAACCAAGCACAAGGCUCAGGACGGCAGGGGUGGGUGCUUUGCGCGACAAGCCAAGAAGAAGGCAGUGGACGACUGCGACCCCUCCGAUUUCAGCUACAUCCAGGUGGCCGCGGCGGAAAUGCUGAAGGAGCUCAUCUUCGUGGAAAGCUUCGCUGGACGUGCCGCCGCAUCAGCGGCUGUCAGAUCCACCUUUCCCAAAAAAGCGCUUGCAUCCCUGGACGUGAAGUUUACGACCUCCAUGGAUAUCAAUACUUCUUCAGGGAUGGGGGCAGCGUUGGCCGCCGCUCUUUGUGGCAGUCCUGAAGGGUGGGUCCACUGGCUGGGGGUACAAUGUUCCACUUGGGUGGCUACCUCGCGUGGCUCAACGGGCAGAUCUUGCUUGGUUCCAGAAGGUCUUUUUGAGGAAGUUCAAUGCGUAGCUGCCGCUAAUUUGAUGGUUGCAAGGGUGGCAGCCCUUUGCCUGGCUACCGUGGCGUUCAAAGGAAGCUAUGUUUUGGAACAACCCCGGUCCAGUCUACUCCAUCAACACAGCCGCAUGCAACAACUACUUUCCUCCUUCCAGGUUUGGAAGGUUCACAUUUGGAUGUGGCAUUAUGGCGCACCGACGCCAAAACGGACAUGCUUAUGGAGCAGCAGUGCAUCAGUUGGCCUUUUUCGGACACGUCCUUUGAAGAAGUUGGAGUACCAGAAAAAGAAGGCGAAGCAAGAGAACGUUCCCCAACCAGUGAGAAAGUAUAAAGAUUCAGAAGGGCGCUCCAGGUACCAUGGGACGGCUGCUCUUAAACAAACGGAGCAGUACACGCCGAUGUUCGGUAACAAAAUUGCUUCUCUCCUGGACCACAUCAAGCCGCCCUGUGACUACGUCACAGAUUCUUUGGAUGUGGACGAGUUUGAAUUGUGGAACAACUGGGAGUGGGGCGACAUGUGGGACGACGCCAAAUUAAGGGAUCUGUGUGUGUAUUUGUACGGGGCCCGCGCGUUGCGAAUUCCGGCUAGGUGGAGGCAAUGGCUUCCCAAAGCGAUUUGA
Messenger RNA from Effrenium voratum, 3978 nucleotides. NCBI's taxonomy places the organism in Eukaryota, Dinophyceae, Suessiales, Symbiodiniaceae. The record is from the annotation of a GenBank genome assembly.